Messenger RNA from Mus caroli (Ryukyu mouse), 5151 nucleotides. RefSeq names its product KIT proto-oncogene, receptor tyrosine kinase (gene Kit). Lineage: Eukaryota; Metazoa; Chordata; Mammalia; Rodentia; Muridae. The record is from RefSeq and is a predicted model, not a curated record. Gene Ontology annotation, cellular component: signaling receptor complex; plasma membrane. Gene Ontology annotation, biological process: protein phosphorylation; hematopoietic progenitor cell differentiation; multicellular organism development. Gene Ontology annotation, molecular function: cytokine binding; ATP binding; growth factor binding.
CGUGCACUUGGGCGAGAGCUGUAGCAGAGAGAGGAGCUCAGAGUCUAGCGCAGCCACCGCGAUGAGAGGCGCUCGCGGCGCCUGGGAUCUGCUCUGCGUCCUGUUGGUCCUGCUCCGUGGCCAGACAGCCACGUCUCAGCCAUCUGUGAGUCCAGGGGAGCCGUCUCCGCCAUCCAUCCAUCCAGCGCAAUCAGAGUUAAUAGUUGAAGCUGGCGACACCCUCAGCCUGACGUGCGUUGAUCCCAACUUUGUCAGAUGGACUUUCAAGACCUAUUUCAAUGAAAUGGUUGAGAAUAAAAAAAAUGAAUGGAUCCAGGAAAAAGCCGAGGCCACUCGCACGGGCACAUACACAUGCAGCAACAGAAAUGGCCUCACGAGUUCUAUUUACGUGUUUGUUAGAGAUCCUGCCAAACUUUUCCUGGUUGGCCUUCCCUUGUUUGGCAAAGAAGACAGCGACGCGCUGGUCCGCUGCCCUCUGACAGACCCACAGGUGUCCAAUUAUUCCCUCAUCGAGUGUGAUGGGAAAUCUCUCCCCACGGACCUGACGUUUGUCCCAAACCCCAAGGCUGGCAUCACCAUCAAAAACGUGAAGCGUGCCUACCACCGGCUGUGUGUCCGCUGUGCUGCUCAGCGUGAGGGUACAUGGCUGCAUUCUGACAAAUUCACCCUCAAAGUGAGGGCAGCCAUCAAGGCUAUCCCUGUUGUGUCUGUGCCUGAAACAAGACACCUCCUUAAGAAAGGGGACACAUUUACGGUGGUGUGCACCAUAAAAGAUGUGUCUACGUCCGUGAACUCCAUGUGGCUAAAGAUGAACCCUCAGCCUCAGAACAUAGCCCAGGUAAAGCAGAAUAGCUGGCAUCGGGGUGACUUCAAUUACGAACGCCAGGAGACGCUGACUAUCAGCUCAGCAAGAGUUAACGAUUCUGGAGUGUUCAUGUGUUAUGCCAAUAAUACUUUUGGAUCAGCAAAUGUCACAACAACCUUGAAAGUAGUAGAUAAAGGAUUCAUCAACAUCUUCCCUGUGAAGAACACUACAGUAUUUGUCACCGAUGGAGAAAACGUAGAUUUGGUUGUUGAAUACGAGGCCUAUCCCAAACCCGAGCACCAGCAGUGGAUAUAUAUGAACAGGACCUCGACUAACAAAGGGAAGGAUUAUGUCAAAUCUGAUAACAAAAGUAACAUCAGAUAUGUGAACCAACUUCGCCUGACCAGAUUAAAAGGCACAGAAGGAGGCACUUACACCUUUCUGGUGUCCAACUCUGAUGCCAGUGCUUCCGUGACAUUCAACGUUUACGUGAACACAAAACCAGAAAUCCUGACGUACGACAGGCUCAUGAAUGGCAUGCUCCAGUGUGUGGCAGAGGGAUUCCCGGAGCCCACAAUAGAUUGGUAUUUUUGUACAGGGGCAGAGCAAAGGUGUACCACUCCUGUCUCACCAGUGGACGUACAGGUCCAGAAUGUAUCUGCGUCACCAUUUGGAAAACUGGUGGUUCAGAGUUCCAUAGACUCCAGCGUCUUCCGGCACAACGGCACGGUGGAGUGUAAGGCCUCCAACGAUGUGGGCAAGAGUUCCGCCUUCUUUAACUUUGCAUUUAAAGGUAACAACAAAGAGCAAAUCCAUGCCCACACCCUGUUCACGCCGCUGCUCAUUGGCUUUGUGGUCGCAGCUGGCGCCAUGGGGAUCAUUGUGAUGGUUCUCACCUACAAAUAUUUGCAGAAGCCCAUGUAUGAAGUACAAUGGAAGGUUGUCGAGGAGAUAAAUGGAAACAAUUAUGUUUACAUAGACCCGACGCAACUUCCUUAUGAUCACAAAUGGGAGUUUCCCAGAAACAGGCUGAGUUUUGGAAAGACACUGGGAGCUGGUGCCUUCGGGAAGGUCGUUGAGGCCACUGCUUAUGGCUUGAUUAAGUCGGAUGCUGCCAUGACAGUUGCCGUGAAGAUGCUCAAACCAAGUGCCCAUUUAACAGAAAGAGAGGCCCUUAUGUCGGAACUGAAGGUCCUAAGCUACCUGGGCAAUCACAUGAAUAUUGUGAACCUGCUUGGAGCAUGCACGGUGGGAGGGCCCACCCUGGUCAUUACAGAAUAUUGUUGCUAUGGUGAUCUUUUGAAUUUUUUGAGAAGGAAACGUGAUUCGUUUAUUUUCUCAAAGCAAGAAGAACCGGCAGAAGUGGCACUUUAUAAGAACCUUCUGCAUUCAAAGGAGCCUUCCUGUGACAGUUCAAAUGAAUAUAUGGACAUGAAGCCCGGCGUUUCCUACGUCGUGCCAACCAAGACAGACAAGAGGAGAUCCGCAAGAAUAGACUCGUACAUAGAAAGAGACGUGACUCCUGCCAUCAUGGAAGAUGACGAGCUGGCUCUGGACCUGGAAGAUUUGCUGAGCUUCUCCUACCAGGUGGCCAAGGGCAUGGCGUUCCUCGCCUCCAAGAACUGUAUUCACAGAGAUUUGGCAGCCAGGAAUAUCCUCCUCACUCACGGGCGGAUCACAAAGAUUUGCGAUUUCGGGCUAGCCAGAGACAUCAGGAAUGAUUCGAAUUACGUGGUCAAAGGAAACGCACGACUGCCCGUGAAGUGGAUGGCACCAGAGAGCAUUUUCAGCUGCGUGUACACCUUUGAAAGUGAUGUCUGGUCCUAUGGGAUUUUCCUCUGGGAGCUCUUUUCCUUAGGAAGCAGCCCCUACCCAGGGAUGCCGGUCGACUCCAAGUUUUACAAGAUGAUCAAGGAAGGCUUCCGGAUGGUCAGCCCGGAGCACGCGCCUGCCGAAAUGUAUGACGUCAUGAAGACUUGCUGGGACGCUGACCCCUUGAAAAGGCCAACGUUCAAGCAGGUUGUCCAACUUAUUGAGAAGCAGAUCUCGGACAGCACCAAGCACAUUUACUCCAACUUGGCAAACUGCAACCCCAACCCAGAGAACCCCGUGGUGGUGGACCAUUCCGUGAGGGUCAACUCGGUCGGCAGCAGCGCCUCUUCUACGCAGCCUCUGCUCGUGCACGAAGAUGCCUGAGCAGAAACCCAAGUCCAACAGGCUUUGCUGCUGUCUCCGACCCCGUCCUUCUGGCUUCUGUGAUGGUUAUUUGGUUUCCCUUUGACUUGCAUCCUAUUCCAGGGUAGCGAGUUCCCCACCCCACCUCCAACCCCACUGUGAUUCCACCUUUACGAGCACACACUUUAGUGGCUGAUGGCCUUUUCUUUUUUGCCAUCAGCCACCGUCCCGCUGCGAAGGUCCGAACUGUAUGUAUAUAUUUUCCCAAUAGCAAAGUAGCUCCUACUGUAAACAGAAGGACUCCUCCUGCGUUAGAGGAGGAGGGAAGGGCGGGGUGAAACUGGAUGCCCAGAGUUCUUCCCCCAGUGCUCCCCUGAGUGUAUUUGAAAAGUAUGGCCAGUAGUUCACUUGAAGAAUAGCUGUAGUCCCAUUUGGCCCUGAGAGCCAUCCGUAACGAUGGGAGAUAUAUGUAGCAAGACUAGAAAAGGAAAGCCAAGCCUUUUGUGUAGAAAGCAGAUCAUUCUCAGAACAGAGGGCAUGGGGCAUCAGAAGUCUGGUCACGCUGAGAAGAAGACCGAGGCUGUGAAGGAACAAGCCAGGGGAAGCGUGAACAAUGAUGCUCUGCUCUGGGCUGCCGCUCGGGCUUCUGUACAACUGACCUGGUUUCUCAGUACUUUGCUGUCUGGGAGUAGCAUUGGAGACAAGGCCUCCUCCCUAGCCAGCCUUUGUAUAUACUCAUCUAUACGUUGUAUGCGUUCAUACUUUGGAGGAGGGAUUUCCCCACAAGCUUUCGUUUCUGUGUACAGCCCUGGCAUUAUAUCUACUGUGUGUAAGAAUAGAUUAAGAGCCAUACAUAUUUGAAGGAAACAGUUAAAUGUUUUUUGGUUGUUGUUGUUGUUGUUUUUAGAGAAAAAUGUAUCUGCUAAGCACAAUCUUUAUAAGACCUCUUAGCCAACAUACUUGCUCUGUCUACACUCCGGAACAAGCCUUCCAUGUCAGAGUGGCUUUGCAGGCAGGAGAACUGAGGCUGUUUGAAAAGGUUACGACAGGAUGGAGAAAACAGUGCAGUCCUGGUUUGUAUUCUCACAUAGCAGGGAGCACAAGUUAGACUCAGCCUUUUAUAGGCAGGUCCCGGACAUCGGGCCAGUAGCUAUACAAGUGUGUAUGUGUGUGCAUGCGUGUGUCUGUGCGUGUGGGUGAGUUGUGUUAGAAAACUUAUUGUCCUGCAUUCUUGAGGGUCCUCCUUCAGGACCCAAGACAUAAUAGCUUCCGUCACCGCUCCCAUCUCUCCAGUUUCCCUGCAUGUCGCUUGUUGUCUAGAAUUUACUCAAAGCCGCCACAGAGGCUUAGCGGAGUGAAGUGCCGAAGGAGUCCUCCUGAACUUAACACUCUUAUCGUAGACCCAUUCAUUAGACCUUAUGUAAUGCUGCCAAUCCAGGGAAACAUUUCAAGUGUACCCCGUAGACAGGGCCCAGAGGUUCCCUUGUCCUUGCCCUCCCCCCCACCACCCAUGACCACUGUCCAACAUAAAGGGUUCAGUGUGUACGUGGUCAUAUGAUGUCCUAGUGGAUUCAGGUAUGUUGCCUUCACGGUUUCCCCACCCCCUUUAUCCUUUAGGCCGUGUGGCCGUGAACCUGGAAGAAGUGAUCGUUUGCACUUGAGUGCUACACUCUUGCACCUUUCCAAAGUGAGCUGGUUUGGAGGUCCUGUUGUCAUGUAUGAGACUGUCACCGGUUACCGCACUCUGUCUGAAACAUGUCUUGGUAUUCCUAAUGACUUCAGUUAGAGUAAGGAGAAUAGCUGUUAAUUAUGGAUGUCAGGUACUUAAGGGGCCACACCAUUGAGAAUUUUGUCUUGGAUAUUCUUGAAAGUUUAUAUUUUUGUAAUUUUUUUUUUACAUCAGAUGUCAGAUGUUUCUUUCAGUUGCUUGAUGUUUGGAAUUAUUAUGUGGCUUUUUUUGUAAAUAUUGAAAUGUAGCAAUAAUGUCUUUUGAAUAUUCCUGAGCCCCAUGAGUCCCUGAAAAUAUUUUUUAUAUAUACAGUAACUUUAUGUGUAAAUAAUACGCUGUGCAAGUUUAAACAUGUCACGUUACAUGUGGGUUUUUCUGAUAUGUUGUCCAACUGUUGACAGUUCUGAAGAAUUCUAAUAAAAAUGUAAAUAUAUAAAUCAAA